UUCCUCACUGGCACCACAGGUUUACCCUCUUGCUAGCUGUUUCUGGAAAGUUAUAAACUUACCUGAAAAGACCUGAAAAUGAGGCUUAAAAAUCAGAGGAUUCUGAAAAUGAUCUCUAUCCUGUCAGUGUCCCUCUUAUUGCUGAAUUGUCUAGGACGAAGGACAAACUGUCCUCGUAAGGAAAAGCUGGUCUUUAAUAGCUUACUAAAGCAAGAUGUUGGAGAGAUCCAAGCUUGUUCUGCUAUUUUCCAAGGAGACAUGGAUGGAGUGGACAAGGAGGCUUUCAGGAAACUCCUGGCCUCUAAAAAAAGAAAAACCCAGCUAUCAGAGUCAUUCUAUCUCGAUGCAACCAAGGAUUGUCCAUCCUACAUCAGAGACAGAGGAUUUCUGACUGUUUCUCUCAGUAAAGAGGAGACAGAUUUCCCCAUUGCUUACUCCAUGGUGAUCCAUGAGAAGAUUGAGAUGUUUGAAAGGCUCCUGAGAGCCAUUUACACUCCUCACAAUGUGUACUGCGUUCACGUGGACCAGAAGUCUCCUGAGAUCUUUAAACAAGCAGUAAGAGCCAUUGCAUCCUGCCUGACCAAUGUAUUUGUGGCCAGCAAACUGGAGAGUGUGAUUUAUGCCUCCUGGUCUCGAGUUCAAGCGGACAUCAACUGCAUGCAAGAUCUGCUCAAGUCACCUGUCCAGUGGAAGUAUCUGCUCAACACCUGUGGUACUGAUUUCCCCAUUAAAACCAAUACAGAAAUGGUCCAGUCUCUAAAACACCUGAAUGGAAAGAACAGUUUGGAGUCCGAGGAUGUAAAGGGGAAAAAGUUGCGCUGGCAGUAUCAUCACAAUGUUACGAACAUUGUGACUCGGACAGAUGUCAAAAAGUCGCCUCCACCAAUAAAGACCCCCAUGUUCUCAGGAAACGCUUACUUAGUGGUUUCAAGAGAGUUUGUGGAGUACAUCUUCAAAAGCAAAGAGAUUAAAAACUUCAUGGAAUGGGAGAAAGACACAUACAGUCCAGAUGAGCACAUGUGGGCUACGUUACAGCGGAUGCCUUCAGUACCAGGAUCCAAUCCUCCAAACAUCAAGUACCAACAAUCGGACAUGAACGCGAUUGCUCGUCUGGUGAAGUGGAGCUACCUUGAAGGAGAUCUAGACAGUGGAGCUCCCUACCCACCAUGCACUGGGAUACAUAGACGGGCAGUUUGUGUCUAUGGAGCUGGAGACUUGAAAUGGAUUGUGCAGCAACACCAUCUUUUGGCAAACAAAUUUGAUCCAGGAGUAGAUGAUGUAGCAAUCAAAUGUAUAGAGGCAUUUUUAAGGUACAAAGCUAUUUAUGGUCAAUCAUUACUAACAGUUCAAAAAUCAGACAUUAUUUUAUGAUGUUUUUAAUAAUGGGUUUGAAAUAUUAUGGAGCCCCCCACAUGGCAUGCAGGAAAAAAAGUAGGCUAAAUCAUGCGCACAAUUUACUAUUCGUUCCCUCUAUUUUUUAAUUGUCCACACAAUAAACUAAUUCAUUCCCUCUAUUUUCUAAAUUGUGUACAAUUUAGCAAAUUGAGGGAAUUAAAUAGUUAUCGUGUUCACAUUUUAGUACAUUGAGGGAAAGAAUUAGUAAAUCGUGUGCAGACAAUAUCUAUUUGUACAU
Messenger RNA from Carassius gibelio (silver crucian carp), 1633 nucleotides. Its product is annotated as beta-1,3-galactosyl-O-glycosyl-glycoprotein beta-1,6-N-acetylglucosaminyltransferase 3-like. Bases 79 to 1371 code for a protein of 430 amino acids. Gene Ontology annotation, molecular function: acetylglucosaminyltransferase activity. Lineage: Eukaryota; Metazoa; Chordata; Actinopteri; Cypriniformes; Cyprinidae. The transcript has a single exon. The record is from RefSeq and is a predicted model, not a curated record. Gene Ontology annotation, cellular component: membrane.